UAUGAAACUUAUCUUAGAGUUUUGUUAGCCUCACUCUUGAUGUGUCUCUUAGGAGUCAUUGCUGAGGGUGAUUUCUAUAAGGAUAUUGACAUCACUUGGGGUGAACAUAAUGUAAAGAUAAUAGGAAGCAACUUUCUAGUGCUUUCUCUUGAUCAGUCAUCUGGCUCUGGCUUUAGAUCCAAGGCAGAAUAUCUACAUGGAAGAAUAGACAUGCAGCUUAAGCUUGUCUCUGGUAACUCAGCUGGCACAGUCACUGCGUAUUAUUUAUCUUCUGAAGGUCCUAAUCAUGAUGAGAUAGAUUUUGAGUUCCUGGGAAACAUCAGUGGAGAGCCCUACAUAGUCCACACCAAUAUCUACACCCAAGGCGUAGGGAAUAGAGAACAACAAUUCUAUCUUUGGUUUGACCCCACAAAAAAUUUCCACACCUAUACUAUUGUGUGGAACCCUCAUCGCAUCAUUUUCUUGGUAGAUAACAUCCCUAUUAGAGUCUUCAACAACUAUGAAGCCAGGGGAAUUCCAUUUGCUAGCAGCCAACCAAUGAGGCUAUACUCCAGUCUAUGGUGUGCAGACCAAUGGGCAACAAGAGGAGGGCUAGUGAAAACCAAUUGGUCUUUCGCUCCUUUCAAAGCUUACUACAGGAACUUUGAUGCCAAAGCUUGUGUGUGGUCCAAAGGAUCAUCCUCUUGUGCUACAAACUCAACUGCUAUGGCUCAUAAUGCUUGGAAAACUCAAGAAUUGGAUGCUCAUGACAGAAGAAAUCUGAGAUGGGUGCAAAAGUAUUUCAUGAUUUAUAACUAUUGCAAAGAUUACAAGCGAUUUCCUCAAGGCCGGCCUCGUGAAUGCAGGCUUUCUAGUUUCUCUUGAGUGCGGAUUAAGUAAAUUUAAAAUUGAUUUGAUUUUUUUAAUGUUUGUAUUUAAAGAUUCCACUCAAAUACGGUUGAGUUUGAGUUCAAUUUAAUGUUACAUUUGUUUGCUUGAA
Molecule: messenger RNA, 979 nt
Organism: Cajanus cajan (pigeon pea)
Lineage: Eukaryota; Viridiplantae; Streptophyta; Magnoliopsida; Fabales; Fabaceae
Product: xyloglucan endotransglucosylase protein 1
Biological process (GO): cell wall biogenesis; xyloglucan metabolic process
Cellular component (GO): apoplast; cell wall
Molecular function (GO): hydrolase activity, hydrolyzing O-glycosyl compounds; xyloglucan:xyloglucosyl transferase activity
Source: RefSeq, a predicted model, not a curated record